Messenger RNA from Nylanderia fulva, 1471 nucleotides. RefSeq lists its product as uncharacterized. The record is from RefSeq and is a predicted model, not a curated record. Lineage: Eukaryota; Metazoa; Arthropoda; Insecta; Hymenoptera; Formicidae.
GAACGAUGCACAAUUGACUCCAAGUUCGAAUCAUGGAGGACGCAACGACAAUCGAGCUCGAUUCCACAGUGAGGAGUCAAAAUUCAAGUCAUUCCAAGGAAUCGAAAGAUUCGGUAAAUUCGGAAUCGAAGCCGGAGAGUUGUCUAGAGUCGAAACAUUCGAAAGAUGUUCUUAUCCCGGAGAAGCAACAGCGACAGCAUCAGCAUCCGAAGCGUGCCGAAGAUCGUCAAGAUCUUCAAGCAACUUCCGAGGCAAAGGAUGAUUCCAAUAUACUCAUGUUCACCUCCUGCGGACAAUUGCUGCUAGGCAUCGUUCUGGUCGUUUUUGGUGUCCUGGUGCUCGUCCACGGCGCUUCCUUGGGUGGUUCCGGUGCAGGACUCUGGGCAGGUGCAGGUGCCCUGGUUGCCGGUGCGCUAGGAGUGGUUGCAACGUUAGCGACGUCUUCCACUAAAACAAAUUCCGCUUUCGCAUCCGCUCAUCUCGCGUCCAGCUUGAUUGCUCUUGCUCUGUCCAAUAUGGCCGCUAUAACGGCCUUGACAGCGGUCGUCAGGGACUCGCAGAGGGCAUCGGAAGUAUCGUUUCUCAGCCUCUCGGAUGAUGACAGCAACGUGGUGGAAGUAGACGGUGGUUUGGCAGGUUUGCUAGCGAGUAUAGGCUUGCUAGUAGCCAGUGUGGCAGAACUAUUGGUAUCCGGCUAUAGCUGUCUGACCUUGACACCAAAGUUGUGCGGCUGUCUACGAAGUAGUAUCACGGAUGAAACGGCGAGCGAUGGUCAUCUGAAGACUCGCAAUAUGGUUCACCAGUGGGUCAUCACGCAGAAUCACGUGCCCGCCAAGAGCCAGCAGACACCGAUUUAUGUGGUGCAACCGAUGCCGAUGCCGAUGCAUCCAAUGAUUCAGCCACCAUAUGGUAUGCCACCACCACCAGCACCAGGAAAAUUUCCGCUUGGAGCAUUCGUGCCUGCUGGAUCUCUUUCGAUCUCUGCACCGACGACAUACGGCGCCCUACCUGUAUUGUCUCAUAUGCCUCCGUAUGUUGGACGACCGCCAUCUCAAUUGUUCCGGUCAAAACACAAACGUCAGCCGCUGGCGGAUCAGGAGGAAUUGGAAACAAAAAGACAAAUUGAGAUUAAGAAUGAAUCUUUGAAGAGGAUGUCAUCGAUCGGGGAGGAUCAAGUGGAUCUAGCGCAGACGUAUACGGGAUUGGACAAGAGAAUUUCCGAGGAGUUUAUUUCAAUCGCGAUGGAUCCGGAUAGAAAAUCUAAGGCUUCCAGUCAUUAUGGCAGCGAAAUCGGAACUGCAAAAACUUUUUAAUGACUUUUACUUGCAAUAAUAAUUAAAGGGCUUGGUGCAAAAAUAGGAAUAUUUAUUUAUACAUAAUUUAUACAAUCUACUACUAUAUACAAUUGUAUACAUACAAUUUCUUCCUUCUCUCUCUCUCUCUCUCUCUCUCUCUCUCUCUCUCUCUCUCU